Messenger RNA from Drosophila persimilis, 2225 nucleotides. It is a transcript of the gene Adgf-A, whose product is annotated as adenosine deaminase 2-A. Lineage: Eukaryota; Metazoa; Arthropoda; Insecta; Diptera; Drosophilidae. The transcript has 4 exons. The coding region runs from base 158 to 1819 and encodes 553 amino acids. Gene Ontology annotation, biological process: inosine biosynthetic process; adenosine catabolic process. Gene Ontology annotation, molecular function: adenosine deaminase activity. The record is from RefSeq and is a predicted model, not a curated record.
UGUAGAUCGCGGUCAGAAAAUUCUCGGAGCAGGAGCUGUUGAACUGUUUGUGCGACUUUGUUUGCGAUAGCGUGGGGGCAUCGAAACUGAAAUCGGAGCUUCUUAAGUGCCACCAGACAUCAGUCGAAGUACGGACCUAGUCGGGAUUAGACGAACUAUGAGAAUGCUUGUCCGAAGAUAUUAUAAUCUUAUCGCUGUUCUGGCUGUGGGCCUCUUCAUGUGCGUCUGCCCAGAUCCGGUUGAGUCGCGCACACGGAACAAGAAUGUAGCCGAACGGAGACUGAUGUCAUUGUACGGCAACACGCCCCAUGUGGAGGCGCUUCUGGGCAGGAGUCGACCCACUCCGGACACCUACAAGACCCUGCGGAACGCCUUCUUCCGCUACGAGGAGUCUCGCUCCCUGGGCUACGACCUGGAGCUGACGGAACGCGAGCUCCAGGCCAAUGAGACCAUCAUGGCCGCCAAGCUGCACGAGUACACGGAGGGACUGCUCACGCCGCAUCUCUUUAAGCCGGCCCAGCACAUCUUUGAUGUCCUCGACGGUAUCCGCGACACGCAACUCUUCCACUUCCUCAAGAAGAUGCCCAAGGGGGCGGUCCUGCACGCCCACGACACGGCCCUCUGCAGCACGGAGUCCAUCAUCAAGCUGACAUACUACGACAGCCUGUGGGCUUGUCUGCAGAAGGACGACCUCGACUUCUCCAUUCUACGGUUCGCCAAGACGGAGCCCCAGGCGCAGGACAACUGCAACUGGACUCUGCUGACCGAGGUGCGACAGAAGUACGGGGCGGAGAAUGUGGACGAGUAUCUGUCGGAGCAUCUCACCCUGUACCCCACCAAGAAGUUCGAGGACAACAAUGCCGCCUGGUCAACCUUCAUGGACAUCUUUAGCCUGCUCGACGGGCUGGUGAUGUAUGCCCCCGCCUGGGGCGACUACUACUACAACGCCCUGCAGGAGUUCUACGACGAUGGAGUGCAGUACCUGGAAUUCAGAUCGGUGGUACCAACGCUGUAUGAUUUGGAGGGAACUGUUUACACCCCUUUGGACACGGUGAGGAUCUAUGUGGAGACACUGGAGAAGUUCAAGAAAGACAAUCCCGAUUUUAUUGGCUCUCGGAUGAUCUAUGCACCCAUUCGUAAUACCAAUCCCGAAGGCGUGCUCAGCUACAUUGAAACCCUGAAAGAGAUCAAGGCCCAAUAUCCUGACUUCAUAGCUGGCUUCGAUCUGGUGGGACAGGAGGAGUUGGGACGACCGCUCAGCGAGUUUAUCGAUCAACUGCUGGAGAUUCCAGAGGACAUUGACUUCUACUUCCAUGCCGGCGAGACGAACUGGUUUGGCUCCUCAGUCGAUGAGAAUCUGAUCGAUGCCAUUCUGCUGGGCACAAAGCGCAUUGGACAUGGCUUUGGUCUGGUCAAGCAUCCGGUGGUCCUCGAUAUGCUGAAGAAGUUGAACGUGGCCAUUGAAGUGAAUCCCAUUUCAAACCAGGUGCUGCAGCUGAUCACCGACUUCCGGAACCAUCCCUGUGCCACCUUUUUCGCCGAUGGCUAUCCCGUGGUGAUCUCCUCGGACGAUCCAUCCUUCUGGAAGGCCACGCCUCUGACGCACGACUUUUACAUCGCCUUCCUGGGAAUUGCCUCGCAGCACUCGGAUCUGCGGCUGCUCAAGAAGCUGGCCCUCAACUCCAUCCAGUAUAGCUCUCUGCCGACAGAGCAGCAGUUCGAGGCCCUGGAGAAGUGGCAGGCCAAGUGGGAUCAGUUCAUUGCGGAUGUUAACGAGGAGUCCCCGAACCGUGGAUCAUCCAGUCUGCACCUCGAUUGACUAGCACGGGUGGUGGCAGCGUUCCUGGUCGCAUUCUCCCUGCUGAGCUCUGGCCUGCGACGCUAGUCGGUCCCCCUACACACUUCUGCAUCCCCAUCCGCAUCUGCAGCUGCAUCCAUUCAGAGCCAUGCCCAUAUACAAUUUUUUUUAUCCCAUAUGUCAGUUUGUUGUAAGCUAAUUGUUAUGGAUUAGUCUUUAGUUAGACUUAAGUCUGUUCCUUCCUGUUCUACAUAUCUCUCUUUCUCUCUCCAUUAACAACUCUGUGUCCAACAUACUCGAACCAAAGAGAUUGUGUGUGCCACGCUUUGAGGUUUUCUCCAGGUUGUGAGGCCUGCUCUUGGUGGCAAAGAAGAAAACUAUCGCAAUAAAGAACUUUUGCUAGUCGUAGCCGACAUACAAACGAGAA